AUGAUAAUCUCCAUGCUUAUAUUUACCGUCUUCUCCGGCGGAUGUGGCGCUGCUCACACCAUGAUGCAACUGAUUGUAUACCGAGUAUUCCAGAGUAUGGGAGCCGCGGGUAUGGUAUCGUUAACGCUAGUAGCCGCAUAUGAAAUGGUUUCGAAAGAUAAAUAUCCAUUGCAAGCAGCUCUUAUAGGGUCUGCAAUUGCAUUGGGGAGUCUAGUGGGGCCGUUGAUUGGGGGAGGCGUCAGUGAACAUUCGACUUGGAGAUGGGUGUUUUUGAUCAAUGUUCCUGUCGGUGUGGUGUGCGCGGCUCUACUUUAUAUCUCUGUUCCUUCCAAUUUUCCCUACCAUGGUCGUCCUGUCCUUCCUCAUCCUAUCACAAACUCUCUCUCUCGUCUCAAUAUUUCGGGGGCAUCUCUUCUCCUGGGCGCCACCGUCUUACUCGUAACAGUCCUUCUUGAAGCCGGUAUAGAAUUUGCCUGGAAAUCCGGUACUGCGAUUGCAUUAAUAAUCUUAUCUGGAAUACUAUUCGUCGCAUUCAUGCUGAACGAGAAGAUGGGGACCUUGCUGAUGUCAUUCCUCUCCGGAGUCCCCUACAACAUAAUCGUAAUUGACAUACCCCGACGCUUCCAAGCCAUCGAUUCCAUCUCGCCCUUCACAUCCGGACUCCGACUCAUCCCCUUCAAUUUCUCCAUCUCCCUCUCCCCCAUUCUCGUCAACAUCAUUGCCAAACAACGUGUACCGCCUAUCAUCCUUCUCUUCAUUGGUUCCAUCAUUCAACUUGUCGGCAUGUCGCUCUUCUCCACCCUUCCCGAGAACGGUACGCUACCGAACACCAUUUAUAGGUGGGAAGUACUGACCGGUUUUGGUAUGGGUUGGGUUAUGGGCAUCUGUUUGUUGUUGCCACCAGCGGUGGUCGAAGGUAGAGAUCUGGGUACGUCAUUACAUCUUCCUCCCUUUCUCCCUUCAUUCUUCUUCCAUAACCUAAUAUGUGAAAUUCCCAAUUUCUAA
Molecule: messenger RNA, 1005 nt
Organism: Botrytis sinoallii
Lineage: Eukaryota; Fungi; Ascomycota; Leotiomycetes; Helotiales; Sclerotiniaceae
Exons: 5
Coding region: 1-1005 (334 amino acids)
Biological process (GO): transmembrane transport
Molecular function (GO): transmembrane transporter activity
Source: RefSeq, a predicted model, not a curated record